UCCAUUUCUUCCUCCCUAAGCUACCUCAAAAAAUGGCACUUCUUGUCCUUCUCAUGGCUUUUCUUCAUUCUUUCAUUCAUGUUUGUGGAUAUGAUGGGGGUUGGAUUGACGCUCAUGCCACUUUCUACGGCGGCGGCGACGCCUCCGGCACAAUGGGUGGGGCGUGUGGAUAUGGGAACUUAUACACACAAGGGUAUGGGACUAAUACGGCGGCUUUAAGCACAGCCCUGUUUAAUAAUGGGCAGAGCUGUGGAGCUUGUUUCGAGAUCAAGUGCGUGAACGACCGGCGCUGGUGUUUGCCUGGCUCGAUUGUGGUCACCGCCACCAACUUCUGUCCGCCAAACAACGCCCUCUCCAACAAUGCCGGCGGAUGGUGCAACCCUCCUUUGCAUCAUUUUGAUCUCUCUCAGCCUGUUUUCCAACAUAUUGCACAAUACAAAGCUGGAAUUGUUCCCGUUGCUUAUAGAAGGGUGGCUUGCAGCAGGAGAGGCGGAAUAAGAUUCACAAUCAAUGGUCAUUCGUACUUCAACCUAGUCCUCAUCACCAAUGUCGGCGGUGCCGGCGAUGUUCAAUCGGUUUCCGUUAAAGGGUCGAGAACCGGCUGGCAACCGAUGUCGAGGAACUGGGGACAAAACUGGCAAAGCAACAGUUUCCCUAACGGACAGAGCCUGUCUUUUAAGGUCACCACCAGUGACGGCCGUACUCUUGUCUCUAACAAUGUCGUUCCGCCGCAUUGGUCGUUUGGCCAAACCUUCACCGGCUCACAAUUCACCUAAACCCCGAAAAUUACGAUCAUAUUAUCGCAAAUCCGAGUCUAGAAGUGAAGAAGUGAAGUCGUAGAUGGUGUAUUAAUGUUAUGGUGGUUGAAGUUAGAAUUUGAUGGGUUUAGUUUCUAUUCUGCUCUCUUUUGAUACAGGCGGAGACACGGGAAAUGGCGGCGGUGGUGGUGGUGGAGAUUCGGUUUAACCACCCGCUGGCCGCCACUUAUAUUUCGGUUUUGGUUAAUUGGUAUUUGGUUUGCAAUAUUUUGUAGUGUUUAAUUACUUUUUCUAUAAUUACUUGGCUUCAUUCCUGCCAUUGUUGCUGUUAUGUUAAGCAAUUCAAGGUCUACAGGACUGUAAUGGCUUUUGGAAGACAACAAAAUGUGAUGAAGUUUUUUUUUAUUAAUUUAGAAUAAGCAUAAUACAAUAUUUGUUUAAA
Molecule: messenger RNA, 1200 nt
Organism: Hibiscus syriacus
Lineage: Eukaryota; Viridiplantae; Streptophyta; Magnoliopsida; Malvales; Malvaceae
Product: expansin-A15-like
Exons: 3
Coding region: 33-776 (247 amino acids)
Biological process (GO): plant-type cell wall organization
Cellular component (GO): extracellular region
Source: RefSeq, a predicted model, not a curated record